Molecule: messenger RNA, 11923 nt
Organism: Musca domestica (house fly)
Lineage: Eukaryota; Metazoa; Arthropoda; Insecta; Diptera; Muscidae
Gene: Hml
Product: hemocytin
Exons: 30
Coding region: 54-11783 (3909 amino acids)
Cellular component (GO): extracellular region; extracellular matrix
Molecular function (GO): chitin binding; protein binding
Source: RefSeq, a predicted model, not a curated record
UCAAAUAAGGACAACAAUAAAUCAUUUGCAUUUAAAAGACAAGGUGCCUUAUAAUGGCGAAACUAUAUUUAUUUAUCGGAGUGCUUAUAGCAAUCGGUGGCGCUUUUGCCAAUGUUGAUGAUGGUGACGUCGUUGAUACCGAGGAUAUAAAUCCUCUUGGAGUUUUGGAAGAAGCCCAUGAUAAGGAACGCGAUGAACGUGGUAUAUUUGAUAUGUUCAAAAAGGAAAAACCUGCAGCAGCAUCACCCCCUGUCAACACGGGCUACGGCUAUAAGACUUCUUACAGCAGUUCAUAUGGUGGUAGCACUGGUGGCAGUGGUGGUGGUGUCGGUGGCAGUUAUGGCAUCAGUGGACUCUUACCAGAACUUUCAUUGAGCCUUGGUGGCGGCAGUAGUGGUAAAACUGGCUAUAGUAGUAGCUCCAGUUAUGGAAGUAAUACCGGAUAUGGAGGCAAUACUGGUUACGGGUUUAAAACUCACCAACAUGGUUAUAAUCCUCAUUAUGGCAGUAGUCAGCAACGCUACAAUUACGGGCAUUACACACAUGGAAGCAAUCCAAGCAACAUGUAUCAACAUGGCCAUGUAAAUACCGGAGCUUUCCUCAAUGCUGAACGUAUACUCCAAUUGCCGAAAUAUGGUAGAUGCUCGGCCUCGCCAUUGCCCCCGAACGUGGUGCAUAAAUGUCGCAACGAUCAGUGUGAAAUAUCAUGUCCACCAUACUAUAGUUUCCCCAAUGGCAAAACUAAUUUGAAAAUGGUGUGCAUUGGCGAUUCGUGGAUUAUUCGUGAUUCGGAAUAUGUUGAGGUACCGCCGUGUCAGGCAACAUGCAAUCCACCAUGUCUAAACAAUGGCAUCUGCAUUGAGGCGGGCAUUUGCAAGUGUCCGGAGAAUUUUUCGGGUCCAUUGUGCCAGCACAAGAAAUCGGUGUGUGCUGCUAAGGUCCCAGUGCCAAAGAACUCCAAAGUUAGCUGCAUGAAUGGUAUUUGCAAUGCUGAGUGUUUCCGCGGUUUCCAAUUUCCCGACGGCAGUUCCAUUACCAAUAUUGAAUGCAUCAAUGAUCAGUGGAUUCACAAGAAGACGGGUUUGACCAAACCACCAGAUUGUGGACCUAUUUGUGAUCCUCCCUGCUCGAAUGGUGGCCGUUGCAUUUCCUUCAAUGUCUGCCAGUGUGCCAAGAACUAUCGCGGUGACCAUUGCCAGUUUAGCAUCAGUUCCUGCAAUGUAACCAAAACCAAUUUCAAUGGAAACUACAAAUGUUCUUAUGACAAUGAGUUGGCCAAGUGUACGUUUAUGUGUCCCGAAGUACCUGGGCUCAAAGUCGAGGGUGGUAGUUUGAAUGUCGAAUAUAAAUGUAAAUAUGAUGUGGGCAAAUUCUAUCCUACGCCCCUGCCCAAGUGUGUAUACCCAUCGGGAUAUACUAUUCAUGCCGGUUCCAAGUCUUCGCAUUAUACGCAACAACAGUCGUAUAAUGGAGCUGGCAGCAGCGCUGGCGGCAGCUACGGAUAUCAAUAUAUGACUGAAAGGGAAAAGAUUUUGGCAAUUGUUGCCAAAUAUAAGGAAUAUGAUACAAGAAGUGAAUGGUGGUCUUCAGAAGAGGCCAAUGUUAUUCCAAGCAGUUACUCCCUUUAUGAAAGCGGUGAUAUCAAUGUCAUGAUAGAUCGUACACCCAAGGCAGCAUUCUGUACAACCUGGGGUGGCAUUAACAUGAAGACAUUUGAUGGUUUGGUGUUCAAGGCCCCAUUAUCCUGCUCACAUACGCUUAUUAAUGACAAGCAGGAUGCCACCUUUGACAUUACGCUCAAGGGAUGUCCUUAUGGCUCCGGAUAUGGCUGCUCACACAUUCUCGUUGUAUAUUGGCAGUCGAUUUUGUAUACCUUUAAGAAUUUGAAUGGCACCGUGGUCCUGGAAACUCCCACAAAACGUCUACCCAUACCAGUACAAGUUAUGGGCAUGAAAGUUGUACCAGUGGCUCAACAUUUACAAAUUGAUUUGGAAUCGAUUGGUUUGAAAAUCGAUUGGGAUCGUCAUCAAUAUGUGGGUGUCCAUGCCAGCCCUGCCUUGUGGGGUCGUGUCGGUGGUUUGUGUGGUUCUCUGGAUGGUGACUAUAAGAAUGAUCUAAUGACCAAGACGGGCAAAAUUGUGGCCACUGUAAAAUCAUUUACCGAUUCAUGGCGUGUCGAAGACAACUCGGAAUUGUGUACCAUGGAAAAUAGUGCCGAAGUGGAAUUUGAUUCGAAAAAUUGUGAUCCCAGUAAACGCAAGAAGGCCAUCGAAGUUUGCGAACGUUUGUUGACUAACGAAAAAUUGGGUGAAUGUAUAAAGGCUUUCAAUUUUGAGGCGCUGAUGAGGACGUGUGUUGAUGACUACUGCAAUUGCCCGAAUCAAGCGCAUCCUGAAACAUGUAACUGUGAUGCCUUGUCCAUGCUGGCCAAAGAAUGUACUUUCAAGGGUAUCAAAAUGGAACAUGGUUGGAGGAAUCUGGAAAUUUGUCCUAUCAGUUGCGCUUUCGGUCGUGUCUACCUUCCUUGUGGUCCGGAUGUCGAGCCCACUUGUGAAUCGGCUGUUACCCCAACCAAGGGUAAAUGUAAUGAAGGUUGCUUCUGUCCCGAGGGCACAGUACAGUACAAGGAUGCUUGUAUCACACCCGAAUUGUGUCCCUGCAAUAUGCGUGAUCGUGAAUUUAAACCCGAUACCACCAUUAAGAAACAAUGUAACACCUGCACCUGCAAGAGCGGCCAGUGGGAAUGUACGGAUAAAUUGUGUGGAGCUCGUUGUGGUGCCAUUGGUGAUCCUCAUUAUCAGACUUUCGAUGGCAAACGUUUCGAUUUCAUGGGUAAAUGUUCGUAUUAUUUGUUGAAAACAAUGAAUCUUUCGGUAGAGGCUGAGAAUGUUGCCUGUUCGGGCGCCAUUUCGGAAAAUUUGAAUUUUGCUGCUGCCGAAAAUCCUUCGUGCACGAAAUCGGUUACGGUACGUUAUGUGCUGAAGAAUGGUGUUCCCACGACCAUCAAAUUGGAUCAGGGUUUGGUGGCCACGGUCAAUGGCAAAGAACAAAUGAAAUAUCCCAAAGUUUUGGGCGACCGAGAGAUGUUGAUACGUAAAGUCAGUUCGUCGUUUAUGACUGUGGAAUUCCCCGAUGGCAUACGCAUAUGGUGGGAUGGUGUUUCCAGGGUUUACAUUGAUGCCCCACCCACGUAUAGAGAUAAGACAGCUGGUCUUUGUGGUACCUUCAACUCGAAUACCCAGGAUGAUUUCCUAACACCGGAGGGUGAUAUUGAAACGGCCGUUGAGGCAUUUGCCGAUAAAUGGCGUACCAAGGAUACUUGCGAUUAUUUGGGUGAUACUGCCAUCAGUCCCCAUCCCUGUACGGCCCAUCCUAAUAAGCGUGAAGAGGCUGAGAAAUAUUGUGCCUGGAUUAUGGAUGAUAUCUUCCAGGAUUGCCAUUGGACCGUGGAUACUGAAAAGUAUUAUGAAGACUGCUUGUAUGAUGUAUGUGCUUGCAAAGAGGAUCCUGCCAAAUGCUUCUGCCCCAUCUUAUCGGCCUAUGGUGCCGAAUGCAUGCGUCAAGGUAUUAAGACCGGCUGGAGAAUGACUGUCAAGGAGUGUGCCGUCAAAUGUCCUUUGGGACAAAUCUACGAAGAAUGUGGCGACAGCUGCGCUCUAACCUGCGAAGAUUUGGAAACGAAAGAUACCUGUACCAAGGAAUGUGUGGAGGGUUGUCGCUGUCCCCACGGCGAAUAUCUCAACGAUGAAAAUGAAUGUGUGCCCCAAAGUAAAUGUCACUGUGCCUACGAUGGCAUGACCUUCCGCCCCGGCUACAAAGAGGUGCGUCCAGGUUCCAAAUUUAUGGAUUUGUGUACUUGUGUGAAUGGCCUGUGGGAAUGUGAAGAGGCCGAACCGGAUGAUGAAAAGAAAUAUCCCCCCUCCUCUGAGUUGCGGGCCGAAUGUGCCAGCCGCCCCUAUGCUGAAUUCACCAAAUGUGUGGCCAAGGAACCCAAGACCUGCAAGAACAUGCACGAAUACAAACCCGAUUUGGAUGAAUGCGUGCCCGGCUGCCAGUGCAUGGAGGGUUAUGUGUAUGACACCGCUUUGAAAAUGUGCGUCUUACCCGAAAAAUGCUCUUGUCAUCAUGGUGGCAAAAGUUAUGGUGACGGCGAACAAAUGAAAGAAGAUUGCAAUACAUGUGUGUGUCAAGCUGGUAAUUGGAAGUGUUCAUCGAAUGGCUGUGAAUCCACAUGUUCGGUAUGGGGUGAUUCGCAUUUCACUACAUUUGAUCAGCAUGACUUUGAUUUCCAAGGAGCCUGUGAUUAUGUCCUUUCCAAGGGUAUGGCCAGCAACGGGGAUGGCUUUACCAUAACCAUUCAAAAUGUGUUGUGCGGCACAAUGGGUGUUACCUGUUCGAAAUCGGUGGAAAUUGCUCUAACUGGUAGUGUUCAAGAUACUUUGAUUCUAUCCAGUGAUGCUUCGUAUUUGGACAUACCAAAUAAGUCGACAAUAAACAAAAUCCGCGAUACCAUCAAUGCCAAAGCCCACGGUGCCUUCAAUGUCUACAAGGCCGGUGUCUUUGUUGUGGUCGAAGUUCUACCUCUACACUUGCAAAUUAAAUGGGACGAAGGAACUCGCGUCUAUGUGAAAUUGGGCAACGAAUGGAAGAACAAAGUUAGCGGCUUGUGCGGCAAUUACAAUGACAAUGCCAUGGAUGAUAUGCAAACACCAUCGCAGGCCUUGGAGACAAGUCCUUUGACUUUUGGCCAUUCGUGGAAGGUGCAGCAGUACUGUGCAAUGCCCACCAUACCAAUUGAUGCCUGCAAACAGCAUCCAGAGCGUGAGACAUGGGCUCAACUUAAAUGUGGUAUCCUGAAAUCGGAUCAUUUUAAGGAGUGCCAUGGUGAAGUGCCUGUUGAAAAAUACUUGAAACGUUGCAUAUUCGAUACCUGUGCCUGUGAUCAAGGUGGCGAUUGCGAAUGUCUUUGUACGGCAGUGGCAGCCUAUGCUCAUGCCUGUUCGCAAAAGGGCAUACAAAUUAGAUGGCGUACACCUCACUUCUGUCCAAUGCAAUGUGAUCCCCACUGUUCCGAAUACAAAUCAUGCACCCCGGCAUGUCCCGUGGAGACCUGUGACAACUUCUUGAUGCAAGGCGGCGAACAUAUGUGUAAGAAAGAAAAUUGUAUGGAAGGUUGCCAGAUCAAGCCGUGCGAAGAGGGUUUAAUCUAUCUCAACGAUACCUAUCGGGAGUGUGUACCAAAAUCUGAAUGUAAACCGGUUUGUAUGAUCAAGGAUGGCAAAACGUUCUAUGAGGGUGAUAUCACCUACCAAGAUGACUGUUCGACAUGUCGCUGUUCGAAGAAAAAGGAAAUUUGCAGUGGUGUUAAAUGUGUUGAGGAUGUUAUUACCAAAAGUCCGAUCAUUGUCGAGGGAACUACAACUCGACCGCUGCAAACUGAAACGCAACCCAAAUGUGUUAAGGGUUGGACCAGAUGGUUCGAUGAUGAUCCAUAUCCUUCGAACAAUGUCAUCCGUUUGGACGAUAGUGAAAAAUUGCCACGUUAUGAUCGCCUCGAAAGCAUUUAUGGUACUUGCAAAAAGGAAUUCAUGACCAAGAUUGAAUGUCGGGUGGUGGGUACCCAUGAGUCGUCAGAUUUUAUGGAUGAAAACGUGUUCUGUAAUCUACAAAAUGGUCUAAAUUGUGUGGGUAAUUGUCAUGACUAUGAGAUUCGAGUGUUCUGUGAAUGCGAUGCUGAGCCGACUACAACUCCUAAGCCCACUGAGAAACCAGAAAUUGGUUUGGCCUGUGAUAGUGUCAUUGCUGAGUAUAAGGAAUAUCCGGGUGAUUGUCACAAAUUCUUGCAUUGCCAACCGAAAACCGACGGCAGCUGGCAUUAUGUGGAGAAGACCUGUGGCGAAUCGAUGAUGUUUAAUCCCAUCAUGAAUAUUUGUGAUCACAUUAGCGCUGUGCAGGAUUUGAAACCCACAUGUGGCAGUAGCGAGAAGGAUCGUCUAGUACCGAUCUUGCAAUGUCCUCCAGGUCAAGUUUGGUCGGAGUGUGCCAAUCAAUGUGAGCGCACAUGUCACUACUACGGAAUGGUCCUGAUUAAACGCGGCCUAUGCAAAGAGGGUGAACUCUGCAAACCCGGUUGUGUACCUGCAACACGCCCAGAAUGUUCGGCCGGUAAAUACUGGCGUGAUGAGAAUACCUGUGUUGAAGCCGAUGCCUGCCCUUGCAUGGAUAAGACGGAGAAAUAUGUCCAACCCCACAUGCCAUUUGUGGGAGAAUGGGAAAUUUGCCAGUGUUUGGAUAAUGCCUACUCAUGCUUGCCGAAUAAGAUUGAGGAAGUCGUGACCGAACCACCACCACAACCAGAGCCAGAAGUUGAGGUUGUAACUCUGUUCCCGGUUACAGUUUCACCACCCAAGAAAUGUAAUCCAGAAUUAAUGGUCCCCGUAAUUGAAACUGACGAACCCUUGCCUGAUUCCGUUUUCAAGGCCAACUCCUCAUUGGGUCCCAAAUAUGCCCCCGAAAUGGCACGUUUAUCAGAUAGCCCCACCGAUAAGUCGGGUGCUUGGUCUCCCAUGAUCAAUGAUCAAAAUCAAUAUUUGGAAAUUGUUCUACCUCAUCCAGAGCCAUUGUAUGGUGUUAUUAUGGCCGGUAGCCCUGAUUUUGAUAAUUAUGUUACACUGUUUAAGAUCUUCUACAGUCACGAUGGGGAAGCAUAUCAUGCCUUGAACGAUGAAACCGAUAAACCUCAAUUGUUCAAUGGACCACAAAAUGCUCGUACCCCAGCCAAGACCCUCUUCAAAAUACCCAUUGAGGCUAAAUCCGUGAAAAUCUAUCCUCUAAAAUGGCAUAACUCGAUUGCUAUGCGUGUUGAGUUGUUGGGCUGUAGCCACACCGAAGUCACCACUGUGCCGCCAAAGACCACUCCCAUCACUGAACAUCCCAUUCAUUUGGAAGAUGAAUUGGAAUGUACCGAUAAGAUGGGUGUUGAAAACAAUGAAAUGAGUCCACGUCAAGUAAAGGCCAGCACCGUUUGGAGUCUACCCAAACCGGCUAAGAAACCAAAACUUUUGGAUUUGCUGAAACUAUCAUCACCUGUGGGCUGGAGACCCGCCUUGAAUACACCUAAUGAAUAUAUUGAAUUUGAUUUCUUGGAACCACGCAACAUUUCCGGUUUCACCACCAAAGGUGGUCCAGAUGGUUGGGUCACCGGCUACAAGGUUAUGUUCUCGAAGAAUAAACUCAUAUGGAACAAGGUUUUGGAUGUUGAUGGCCAGCCACGUAUAUUCCCCGGUAAUCAUGACAAGGAUACGGAACAGACGAAUUACUUUAAGACACCGAUAUUGACACAGUACAUUAAGCUGGUGCCAGCCAAAUAUGAGCAGAACAUCAAUAUGCGUAUUGAGCCAUUGGGUUGUUUCGAGAAAUAUCCCAUUGUCAGUGAGAAUAUUGUGGAAGUUGAGAAACCCAAACCGAGCAAGUGUUUGGUGUGUGAAGGCAUUGUUGAUUCCUCCACCACAGAUGGAAAUUGCAAGUGCAAGGAUAAUUUGUUCUGGGAUGGCAACAAGUGUGUGCCCAGCAAUUUGUGUCCCUGUGUGGAGAACUAUAUACCGUAUCCCAUUGGUUCCACCUUUGAGAAUAAACUCUGCGAGCAAUGUACUUGUGUGCUGGGUGGCCAUAGCAGCUGUAAACCCAAGAAAUGUCCACCAUGCAAGGAACCCGAUCAACGUCCCAUUGUUGGAACUGGUUGCUAUUGCAAGUGUGAACCUUGUCCCAAACAUCAGAAGUUAUGUCCUUCUAGCGGUGAUUGUAUUGCUGAGGCCUUGUGGUGUAAUGGUAUUAAGGAUUGUGCUGAUGAUGAAGAUGAGACUUGCUCCAACACCAUCUAUGUCAACAACAAACCUAAUGUUACUACCACAGAGACUGAAGUCAUAUCCUGCCCGGUGCCAGAAUGUCCACCCAAAAUGAUGAUGAAAAUCACCGAAAAGAAACAAAGGAAAAUGUCCAGCAUGUUCUCGUCAACAUUCACCAAAAAGGUCACCGUCAAUCGCGAUGAAGAUGGCAAGGUCACCAAGACAAAGGUUAUCACUUCUUCAGAAGAAUUCCUGGAUCGUCCUUCCAAUGAAUUGGAAAUUGUCAAGGAAGAAGAUUGUGCCGAAUUCACUUGUGUUCCCAUCAAGGAGGUUGUGGUUAAGAAAAAUGUUACAAAAUCUUGUUCAGCACCCGUGUGCCCCGAGAAAUAUGUUGUCGAAUUGGAUAUGUCGUCCACCAAGCCCGGCGAUUGUCCACCCUACACUUGUGUCCUCAAACCCAGCAAAGAUGACUUCUGCGAAAUCAGUGGAAAAAUGUUCAGAACCUUCGAUGGCACCGAAUUCAAUUAUGAGACAUGCAGUCAUAUUUUGGCCAGAGAUUUGCUGAAUUCAUCGUGGGUUAUAUCAGUCCACCUGGAAUGCACAGAUGCCACACGUAAGGUAUGCCGCAAAACCAUAACGAUUAAGGACAUGGUACGUGGUGCCACCCUCAUUGUAAUGCCACGUAAACGUUUGAAUUUCAACGGAUUCGAUUACUCUGUGGCUCAACUGAUCAACUCACCCAUUUGUAAGGCCUCCUUUGUUGUGUCGCAAGUUGGUGAUACCGUUAUGGUUGUCUCUCCGGAACGUGGCUUCUGGGUACGUUACGAUGAUAUUGGUUAUAUUCGCAUUGGCGUCUCGUCGAAAUUCAUCAAAACCGUCGAUGGUUUGUGUGGCUACUACGAUGGCAAUGCCAGCAAUGAUAAACGUACACCCGAUGGUACGCUAAUGACAAAUACGGCGAAAUUCGGUGACAGCUGGUUUGACAACAAAACACCCAAGGAUCAAUGUUAUCCCCAGACAUGUCCAUUGAAGAUGCGAACACAAGCACUGACAUUGUGUAAUUCCAUUAAGUUUGAUGAAUUCAUCAAUUGCAAGAAGUCCGUAAGCUACAAGCCUUUCGCCAGCAAGUGUGUGGAGACAACAUGUGAAUGUCUGCGUGUCCACAAUGGCGAUGUGAAGAAAUGUCGCUGCAAUCUAAUGGAGGAUUAUGUCAAACAGUGUCUGGCUGUCAAUCCAAAUGUAAAAUUGGAUACCUGGAGAGCUAAACAUCAAUGCGAAAUUGCCUGUCCCGCUCCAUUUGUCCACUCGGAUUGCUAUAAGAGACGUUGUGAACCAUCUUGUGAUACUUUGAACUCGGAUGACUGCCCUGUCAUAUCCGAUGUCUGUUUCGCCGGCUGUUACUGCCCAGAGGGUACGGUGCGCAAGGGCGAGACCUGUGUACCCAUCUCUGAGUGCAAGGAUUGUGUCUGCGAUACAAUUGGCUCGAAGAAGUAUUUCACCUAUGAUCGCAAAGAUUUCAAUUUCAAUGGCAAUUGUACUUAUUUGUUGUCCCGAGAUAUUGUCCUGCCCGGUGUCCAUACAUUCCAGGUCUAUGUAACCAUGGAUGACUGCCGUAAAUUGGGCAAACUGAAUGCUCCGGAACACUCGAGCUGUGCUAAAUCCUUGCACAUCCUUAACGGUGACCAUCUCAUACAUAUUCAACGCGACCCCAAGAAGCCAAAGAGCCUGCAAGUGAUUGUCGACGGAUUUAUGGUCAAGAAACUGCCUUACAAGGACACCUGGAUUAAUCUCAAGGAUAUACCCGGCAAGGAAUUGGUACUCAGUCUAACUGAGGCCCAAGUUGAACUGAAGGCUGCAUUCGAUGAUUUGAUAUUCUCCAUUGGCGUGCCAAGUGUUAAAUAUGGCAGCAAAAUGGAAGGUCUGUGCGGCGACUGUGAUGGCAAUCCCAACAAUGAUUUACAACCAAAUCCUGCCAAGAAGAAGCAGAAGGGAGGUAAAAAGAUUGGCAAGGAAUUGGUGGAUGUUAUCGACUCAUGGAAGGCAGAGGAACCCAAGCUGGGCCUGGAACCCGAUGAGUGUUUGAGUGAGACCCAUGUUGAGGAGGAAUGUCUGCCAUUGCCACCGGAGAAGGAUCCUUGCAUGUUGCUAUUCGAUGAGAACAUCUUUGGAAAAUGUAACAUGAUUGUCGACCCACUGCCCUACAUAUCGACCUGUCAACAGGAUUUGUGUAAACCGGGUAAUGAUCAAAAGGGCUCCUGCGAAUCCUUGGCUGCCUAUGCCAAGGAGUGUGCCAAACAAGGUAUCUGCCUGGACUGGCGUAGCCCCACAUUGUGUCCCUAUGAUUGCCCUGCCGACAUGCAUUACGAAUCCUGUGGCUGCACCAAGACUUGUGAUAGUCUAGAACGUCUUGAUGAAUUCCAAGCUGUCAAUAUCAACACCAAUACCAUGGUCAAUACAAUGGAUCCCGAGGAGUUGUGUUCUCCAAAUGAACGUUAUGAGGGUUGCUUCUGUCCACCACACAAGGUGAUGGAAAAUGGCAAGUGUAUAAGUGAGGAGAUGUGUGUCAAAUGUGAAGAUCCCGACCACAUGCCUGGCGAGAGAUGGCAAAAGGACAAAUGUACCGAAUGUUUGUGUGACAAGAAGGGUAAGACCCAGUGUAUGGAACGCAAGUGUUUGGUAGAGGAGAAUAUUUGUGCCGAAGGAUUUGUACAACAAAAGAUUGCCGAUUCGGAGGAUCAAUGUUGUCCACGCUUUACAUGUGUCCAAGAACCGAAGCAACCGCCUCGUGAAGACUGUUUGGCACCGCUAAUGCCCAUUUGUGGUCCUGGGCAAUUCAAGAAGAUUAAGACUGGACCUGAUGGUUGUCCUCAGUACAUUUGUGAAUGCAAACCCAAGGAAGAAUGUGAACCUCUAACGGAACCUGAAGCCCUCAAACCUGGUGAAAAACUGGUCAAGGAAGAAGCCGGCUGUUGUCCUACCCAGAAGAUUGUCUGCGACACCUCCAAGUGUCCCAAGAAACCUGAAUUCUGUGUGGAAGAAUUCUACGAAGUGUUUACAAAACAGGAACCCGGAGAUUGCUGUCCCAUCUACUAUUGUGCCCCACCGAAGGAUGAGUGCAUUGUUGAGGCUGGACCCAACCAGAAAUAUACCAAGAAAAUUGCCGACAUGUGGACAGAUCCCAAGGAUCCCUGCAAUAUUCUGCAGUGUACCUAUGGUCCACAUGACACCGCCAAGUUACUCACCACCCAAGUCAAGUGUGACACUAAGUGUGGUCCUGGCUUCGAGUACAAACGCAAAGAUUUGAACAAAUGCUGCGGUGAAUGUGUCCAAACGCAAUGUGUGUUGGAUGGCCAGUUGUACGAGCCCAAACAGGAAUGGAAAUCCGAUGACAAUUGCACCACUUUUGCCUGCAUUGAGAAGGGUGAGAGUCUAAUUGUGAGCUCGGUGCGGGAAACAUGUCCAGAUGUAAGCAACUGUCCGGCACAUUUGUUGGAGGAUCAAAAGGACAGCUGUUGCAAGAUUUGCAAGGAAGAGCCGAUACCGGAGAAUAUGAGUAAUUGUCUGCCAGUUUCCCUGGCUGAGUCUGAGACCCGUAACUUGGUCAAGGUCAAUGCCAUGGGCCAUGGUAUUUGCAUUAAUGAGAAACCCAUACAAGGUUUUACCGAAUGCAUGGGUUCCUGUAACUCUGGAUCUAAAUAUAACAGAGAAACCCUUCUCCAAGACAAGAUUUGCCACUGCUGUAACAUUAAAUCGUACAAAUCAAUUACGGUGGAGCUAACCUGUGAAGAUGGCACCAAGAUCUCGAAACAAUUGGAAAUACCCUCGGCUUGUGGUUGCCAACCAUGUUCAGAUUCCAGCGAAUAUCAAGUGGGCAAUGGCAUCGACAUACGUCUCCAACCAUUGCAAGUGGCUGAAUUGAUAAAAAUUAAGAAGAAGUAAUUCAACUUUCGUAUUUUUGACUCGGGCAUUAGUUUUAUAGGUACAAGCGAUCACUUAGUUUAGUCAUUGGAUAUUAUAUAGUUUUAAGGUAUUUUGUAAACAUUUUUAAUGAAUAAACAUUUUAAUAUUAAUGCAAAUUA